Molecule: messenger RNA, 669 nt
Organism: Caenorhabditis briggsae
Lineage: Eukaryota; Metazoa; Nematoda; Chromadorea; Rhabditida; Rhabditidae
Exons: 2
Coding region: 1-669 (222 amino acids)
Molecular function (GO): protein dimerization activity
Source: RefSeq, a predicted model, not a curated record
AUGUCGGACAGUUUGAAAGAUGUGGCUGUGUUUGUCGUUAGCUUAAUGGAUGAAUUUCAUCGAUUUUCGGUAGCUGGAGAGAAAGAGGUUCUUGUCAAAUUCGCGAAACAAGCAACGAGAAAAAUGUGCACAGAUCUCGAUACCAUUCAUUUUGUAGCCACCUAUUUGAAUCCUCCGUCUAAAGAUUUACAUGAGUUACAAUUGAGAUACGAUCGGCAUCAGAUUCCGAUUGAUAUCGUGAACGAUGCUCAGAAGCUUCUGGACGAUUUGGGAAAAAGUUUUGAGGAAAUGAGAUAUCAGGCGCCACCACAAAGCCAACCACCUGCACGUCAUCUCACUUUCCUUCAACGUACUCUGGGCGGAUCAAGCGCCCCAAAAAGCAGUUCGCUUCAUCAAGAACAGCAGCAAUACGAGAGAGACACCAGAAGUAUGCCUGCAUCGAAAUUUUGGCCUCUGGCAAAAAGCUCCUAUCCAAUUUUGCACGAAAUCGCCCAAAAAGUUCAUGCGAUUCAAGCUUCGGAAGCAGAUGUAGAAAGAUCUUUUUCAAUCAUAAAAAACUUGUACACACCAAAUCGUCAGAGUCUGGACUUAAAAAUGCUGGAAAAGUUGAGAUUCUCAAAGAAAAAGAUCGAUUGGACACAGGCGAGACUUGAAGAUUUUGAUGCAUGA